Messenger RNA from Vigna unguiculata (cowpea), 1272 nucleotides. Its product is annotated as putative xyloglucan endotransglucosylase/hydrolase protein 27. Lineage: Eukaryota; Viridiplantae; Streptophyta; Magnoliopsida; Fabales; Fabaceae. Gene Ontology annotation, molecular function: hydrolase activity, hydrolyzing O-glycosyl compounds; xyloglucan:xyloglucosyl transferase activity. Gene Ontology annotation, cellular component: cell wall; apoplast. The record is from RefSeq and is a predicted model, not a curated record. Gene Ontology annotation, biological process: cell wall biogenesis; xyloglucan metabolic process.
AGUCUGCCAAUAAAACGUUAUAUUCCAACCUCUCUAACUCUCUCUCUCUCUCUCUCUCUAAUCUCUGUUAUUUCUUCUUCAUCACUCUUCUCUUCUCUCUUCUCCCUUAUAUAAUAUAAUAAUAUUACAAUACUCAGAGAAACAGCAGACAAGUAGCCAGAAGAAGAAAUCCUUUGACACAUUAUUAAGGAAACAAACAUGGGAGGGGGUCACAUGGGGUGGUUCCUCUUGUGUUCUUCUUCUCUGCUUUUUUUUGCAGUGAUUGCUUCAUCUGGGUCACUCGCAAACUUGCCCAUCAUAGCCUUUGAGGAUGGCUACACCCCCUUGUUUGGGGACCAUAACUUGGCCAUCCAUAGAGAUGGAAAAUCAGUUCACCUUUCACUUGAUGAAAGAACAGGUUCUGGGUUUGUGUCUCAUGACCUUUACCUUCAUGGCUACUUCAGUGCCUCGAUUAAGUUGCCUUCUGAUUACACAGCUGGAGUUGUGGUUGCAUUUUAUAUGUCAAAUGGUGACAUGUUCCAGAAGAACCACGAUGAGAUAGACUUUGAGUUUUUGGGGAACAUUAGAGGCAAAGACUGGAGGGUUCAGACCAAUGUUUAUGGCAAUGGAAGUACCAACAUUGGUAGAGAGGAAAGAUGUGGCCUAUGGUUUGAUCCUGCUGAGGAUUUCCAUCAGUACAGUAUUCUCUGGACUGAUUCUAAGAUCGUAUUUAUGGUGGAUGAUGUUCCUAUCAGGGAAGUUAUGAGAACAGAAUCUAUGGGAGGAGAUUUCCCCUCAAAGCCAAUGACUUUGUAUGCCACCAUAUGGGAUGCAUCUGAUUGGGCCACCAAUGGAGGCAAAUAUAGAGUAAAUUACAAGUAUGCACCCUAUGUUGCUGAGUUCUCAGACCUUGUUCUGCAUGGCUGUGCAGUUGAUCCCAUUGAGCAUGUGACCAAGUGUGACAGUAGUUUCCAAGAUUCUGAGGCAGAGCCUUCUGGCAUCACCCCAGCACAAAGAACCAAAAUGGACAACUUCAGGUUGAAGCACAUCACAUACUCUUACUGCUAUGACACUGUUAGAUACAAAGUCCCUCCACCAGAGUGUGUCAUCAAACCCCAAGAAGCUCAAAGGCUUAGAAAGUUUGAUCCCGUCACGUUCGGCAACGGCCGGCGCCACCGUGGAAAACGACACCACCGUAGUAGAGGUAGUCAGGAAGAGGCUGCCUCUUCAUUUUAAUGUAUGCUUCUGUAUGCAGAUUUUGUCAUAAAGGAAAUAUGUUUUUAUCUUUGAAUC